AUGUGCGCAUCUGGUGGGCAUUUGGAUAUUGUAGAGUGUUUGAUAGAUAAAGGAGCAAAUGUUAAUAUUGUAGAUGAAUCAAACUGGACUCCUUUACAUAUUGCAGUAUCCACAGGAAAUCUGGAUAUUGUGCAAAAGUUGGUUCUAGCAGGAGCUAAUAUCAAUAGUCAAAAUGACAUUGGACUAACUCCCUUGCAUUACGCAGCUUCAAAAAAUAAGCUAGAAAUCGGAAGAUUUUUGUUGGAAAAAGGUGCAGAAGUCAAUAUUAAAGACAAAAACAAUCAAACUCCACUUCAUCGUUGUACAGUACAUGGAUAUUCCUUAUUUGCAAAAUCUUUGAUAGAAAAUGGAGCAAAUCUCAAUGUACCUGAUAAAGUCAAGAAUACACCUCUACAUUUGGCAUGUGAAGAAGGACAUGGAGAUACUGCACGGUUGUUGAUUGAAAAUGGUGCCUCUAUUGAUAUGGAAAAUGACGAAAUGAAAACUCCGUUGGAUCUUUGUGAUAAGAAAUUAAAAAAUUAUUUAAUGACGCAUCUUACUGGUUGA
This is a messenger RNA of Entrophospora sp. SA101, 546 nucleotides long. NCBI's taxonomy places the organism in Eukaryota, Fungi, Glomeromycota, Glomeromycetes, Entrophosporales, Entrophosporaceae. The record is from the annotation of a GenBank genome assembly.